Molecule: messenger RNA, 1460 nt
Organism: Drosophila erecta
Lineage: Eukaryota; Metazoa; Arthropoda; Insecta; Diptera; Drosophilidae
Exons: 2
Coding region: 347-898 (183 amino acids)
Source: RefSeq, a predicted model, not a curated record
CGAGGACCAUAGGAAUCGCCGUUGCAAUUCCCAGCGAGCAAAGGCAGGAGGUCGGUCAUGAACGACGGGAAAGCAGCCGUUCGAGGAGAGAGAGUCGGGAGGCCAGCCAUGAUCGUCGGGAAACCACAAGAGCAGCCCCGCAAGAUUACGCAAAGGUGGCGAAACAGGUGCGAGUGUGGAGUUUCCGGUACGACGGGCACGAAAAGCCGUUGGAAUUCCUGGAGCAGCUGGAAUGGUCAGCAAUGACGUAUGGGCUGGGCAUCAACCAGAUCGCACGAGCGAUGCUUGAGCUGCUAAAGGGCAGGGCCUUAAAGUGGUUCAUUGCCAACAACAGGUUCUGGGAGACAUGGGCAGGGUUCAUUCAGAGCUUCCAGGAAUUCUUCCCACCCAGAGGCUUCAUGUAGAAUGCUUCACGGACUACAUGGUGGACAUGCAGACUCUCAUGAGGCCCUUGGGGUUGUCGCAGAGAGACACACUGGAGCGGGUAAAAGAAAACAGCACCCCAGCCCUGCGCAAGUUUGUUCGUCCGUACGAGUGCCGGAACCUGGACGCCCUGAUGGCCCUGGCCGACGAGUUUGAAGAGCUGGACAUCCAAAGGGAACGGUUCGAGUUGGAGCGGAAUCACAGGGCUCGAUACCAGCGGUAUUUCCCAAGAGGGGAGCAGAACGCGGUGUGCAGGAGGUGCCAGGAGGAAACCACGGGUCCGUCGAGGCACGACACCAACGGGCGGGAGGAGGGUAUUAAGCCCAGCGCAAGCCUGCCUGGCACCAACAGACGAGAACGAGGUGAGGCUCUUGCUGCCGCAAGUUGGCCUCCGGGGCGCUCGGGUCCAGGGCCAGCCACCGCAGAGCAUGAAGGGGCUCGAUCGAUAGGGAACAAAAAUACUGGAUACACAUAGAUAUUCAACACGUUGUCACACUAUUGGCAACAAUCAGUACAACAUGGCAACCCCAGGAAUAUCGGCAUAAACAGGAAGUGGCAACGCCGGCCAUCAAAUCGAUAACUCGAUCGUGGUGAGGUUCGGUGGAGUUGCCAGACACGAAAGGGUGUGGAAUUCAAAAGGAGGCGGGAAGUUUAAAUACAGAGCUGCUGACGAGCAGCAGAUGAAGGAAAUUGGAGAAGGGCGCGAGGAUGUUCGAGAUGCCAAGUCAAAACGCAAAACGAGGGGGUCUACUAGGCUGAGACUGCCAGGCUGAGAACAAAAGGCGCAGGAUAGACGAAAAGAGAGACGAGGGAACUGCCUAUGCGAGGAGACACCUAAGCGGAGGACCGCCGGAAGCUCCAUCUUUUCAAAAACUUCUGAAGAAAGGGGGAGAUGUGAGAAGUCUUAAAACUCCUCACAAAUCGAGGUGAAGGGAAGCUGCCUGGCAACAGCGAAGAAGGCUGGAAAGCAGGAGUCAAGGUCAACCUGGUCAAACGGGAAAUAUGUGGACCUUGCACCCGAGCGAAGCGGAGAGACC